AUGGAUUUGACGGAAGACCAACCCAUGGACAUGGACACAGCCAUGGACACCUCAGUUCCACCACGGCAAUACCUACCCCAGCAGCACGACGACGAAGCACCCCUAAUGCGAUUUGACGAGAGCAAUACAGCCGAAAUGAGAACUUUAGUGGCCUCUGCUGCACACGCCCGCGAAACGUUUCGCGAGAUACCGGUGAAGGUGCACGUCCGACGGCCAGAAAGAGAUGCGUGGGCAUACCUGGGCCGGGGUGUUGUUACGCAGGAAGUUUGGGGCCAAUCCUCACGCGUCGUUGUCAGGUCAGCUACGAGUCGUAAGGUAAUGACAGCGUUCGGCGAGGACGUCUCGUUGCAGGCCGAGAAGCGCGGCAACUUUGUCGUCAUAGGAUGCGUCGAAGGUAGUCGUGUAGUCUCAUGGUCCCUCAACGCACUCAACAACUCCGAGACUGUUCGUCUGCUGGCCAGCAUAGACUUGGCGUGCUAUUCGUGCAAGCAGGCUGUGGCGGACCCGGCUAUGCACAAGUCGCAUCGCCGCCGUGUCGCACGUAUAAUCAAAGAUGACCGCAGACGCCGUCACAAGCGCCGUAAGGACCAGGAUUCCAUGUUUGCAGCAUUCGCGCGUACCGGGCUCAACGCAGGCCCGCCCGACGAGCUCCGUCCCACCCCACCUCCGGUGCAACUGUAA
This is a messenger RNA of Sparassis crispa, 681 nucleotides long. RefSeq lists its product as hypothetical. The coding region runs from base 1 to 681 and encodes 226 amino acids. NCBI's taxonomy places the organism in Eukaryota, Fungi, Basidiomycota, Agaricomycetes, Polyporales, Sparassidaceae. The transcript has 6 exons. The record is from RefSeq and is a predicted model, not a curated record.